GUUCAUACGGAUGAACUUCUGUCUCACCUGACACACGCUGCGGAUACGCUCUGUAAGAUUAUUGAAAAAUGAAGAGAAAUCACGAUUUUAGCUCCUCAGACAGCGAGCUCGAUGAGAAUAUCGAAGUGGAGAAGGAGAGUGCUGACGAAAAUGCCGGUGUGAAUUCUCCACUUGGUUCAAUGUCUCCAUCCACAACCUCUCAAGUGCAAGCGAGAAAACGUCGCAGAGGGAUCAUUGAGAAGCGCCGCAGGGACCGGAUAAAUAACAGUCUGUCUGAGCUGCGCAGGCUGGUGCCCAGCGCGUUUGAAAAGCAGGUGAGUGUCAAUCACUGCACCUGA
Messenger RNA from Sinocyclocheilus rhinocerous, 338 nucleotides. RefSeq names its product hairy/enhancer-of-split related with YRPW motif protein 1-like. The transcript is spliced from 3 exons. The record is from RefSeq and is a predicted model, not a curated record. Gene Ontology annotation, molecular function: protein dimerization activity. Bases 69 to 338 code for a protein of 89 amino acids. Lineage: Eukaryota; Metazoa; Chordata; Actinopteri; Cypriniformes; Cyprinidae.